Medicago truncatula (barrel medic) is the source of this 1099-nucleotide messenger RNA. RefSeq names its product albumin-2. The record is from RefSeq and is a predicted model, not a curated record. The transcript has a single exon. Bases 168 to 860 code for a protein of 230 amino acids. NCBI's taxonomy places the organism in Eukaryota, Viridiplantae, Streptophyta, Magnoliopsida, Fabales, Fabaceae.
AUGCUGGAAGAAGUAAUUAAGGAUUUUUUUAUUUUUUUAUUUUUAUCAUUGUGUGUCUAUAUAUAUCCUUCUUCCCUUCCCUGUAUUUGCUCACAAAACCUUCCUUGAAUCGUAAAAAAACUCAAGAACAAAAUUCCUCCUUGCCCACUAUCCUUACUAUACCUAAGAUGACGAAAUCUGGUUACAUAAAUGCUGUAUUUCGUUCAUCUAGGAAAAAUGAAGCAUACUUUUUCAUCAAUGAUAAGCUCUUGGUUUUGGAUUAUGCUCCCGGAACCAGCAACGAUAAGAUUUUACAUGGACCUGUUUUUGUUCGCCACGGGUUUCCAUCGCUUGAUAAUACAAAAUUUGGAAGCAAUGGAAUAGAUUGUGCCUUUGACACCGAUGACAACGAGGCGUUCGUCUUUUAUCAAGGUCUUUGUGCUAAGAUAGAAUAUGUUCCACAAACUGACAAAGACAAAAUAAUCUCAGGUCCUAUGAAAAUUGCGGAAAUGUUUCCUUUUUUAGAAGGAACGGGUUUUGAACAUGGAAUAGACGCUGCAUUCAGGUCAACUUUGAACAAAGAGGUUUACUUGUUCAGAGGAGAUAAGUAUGCUCGUAUAGACUAUGGCACGAACAGUCUUGUUCAAAUUAUCAGGGACAUCAACAGCGGGUUUACUUGUUUCCGAGACACGAUCUUUGAAAAGGGAAUCGAUGCGGCUUUUGCUUCUCAUAUCCCGAAUGAAGCUUACCUUUUCAAAGGAGAUAACUUUGUGCGUAUCACUUUUACACCAGGAAGAUCAGAUGACUACAUUAUGGGGGGUGUUAGGUCAACUCUUGAUGUUUGGAAGUCUCUUCGGGACAUCAUACCUCUGAAGAAUUAAUCAAUACCGGCAUUCGCGAAAGGGAUCAUCUUGCUAAAGAACAACACAAUGAACUUCUAAAAUAGUAAUGUGAACGAAUCUACAAUAAAAUAAAGAAGGUUGUUUUUCAUGUUUAUUUUCUUUGUUUGUAUCAAUCAUCAUUAAUGUAAUAUGUGUGUAUCAUGGUUUGCUUCCGUUCCUUGAUUUAAUAAAAGUGUGUCUUCCCAUUGUUUAUUUCUCCCCAAAUAUGAUGUUUGUUU